CAUGAUACGUCACAUGCUCGACACAUAUAUGCAUGUAUCUUCGUAUGUUGUUUAGCACUUAUCUGUGGAAGCUAAUAUUUGCCUAAUGGCGAAUGGAUGUAAAGACGUGUUAUUUACGCGGGGGAGUGGGCAGAGUGACGAUUCUGAUAUUUGGGACGAUACCGCCUUGAUAAAAGCCUACGAUAAAGCUGUUGCUUCAUUCAAGACUGCGCUGAAGGGUGAAGAAGUGCCUCAGUCUUCGGACAAAGUUGCCCUGGGAAAGAAACGAAAGAACAAUAAAAAGAAGAACAGCAGGAAACGCCCCAAUGCAACGACUGAUAAACAGUGGCAGGUUGGGGAUUCUUGCUGUGCCUAUUGGUCGGAGGACGGCCAACUAUACUCUGCUAACAUCUCCUCUUUGGAUGAGAAAAAGGGCACAUGCGUAGUUGUCUACACAGACUAUGGCAAUGAGGAGGAGCAGAACCUUGAAGACUUGCUUUCAGAGAUCUCUGAGGGUGAUGACGAAACCAUUACCAAGACACACGAGGUAGAAUCAUCAACAGAGGAGAGUGACAGCAGGUCAACAGAACCAAACCAUCUCAAACAGCAGCUACAUAGUAAAACCCAAAAGGCCAAAGACUACAAAGUUCCUCCCCCUAUGUGGGGUCCGGGAUUCCCACCCAACCUACCUCCCAUGCCACCAUUUAGACAGGGUGGGAAAAGGCAAUCUGGUGGUGCUGUACCUCCCCCCUGGCAUCCCAUGAUGCAAUUCAGCCCACCAAUGAUCCCUCCACCUCCACCUAUGAGUCCAGACAUGGGGGAUGAUGAGGCCAUGGGCAGCAUGCUCAUCUCCUGGUACAUGAGUGGAUAUCACACAGGCUACUACUUGUUAAUCCUUUCCAGGGUUUAAAGCAAGGACGGAAAGAAGCUUCCAAAUGGACAAAACCGCACCAAAAAUGAUGGGAUCUAGGAAAGAUUUCAGUUAUUGAGCAUUCAUUUGAGUGAGGACAGUUUUGUAUUCUCUGUACAUAGAUUAAAUAAAGGAUAUUAA
Messenger RNA from Dunckerocampus dactyliophorus (ringed pipefish), 1030 nucleotides. It is a transcript of the gene smn1, whose product is annotated as survival of motor neuron 1, telomeric. The transcript has 8 exons. Gene Ontology annotation, biological process: mRNA processing. The record is from RefSeq and is a predicted model, not a curated record. Gene Ontology annotation, cellular component: cytoplasm; nucleus. Bases 86 to 889 code for a protein of 267 amino acids. NCBI's taxonomy places the organism in Eukaryota, Metazoa, Chordata, Actinopteri, Syngnathiformes, Syngnathidae. Gene Ontology annotation, molecular function: RNA binding.